GCCGAUGACUCGGAGGAGGAAGGAGCUGCAGACAGAUAGGCGAGGGGGCUCAGCGAAAAAGAAGCUUUGCUCACGGACCCCCUGCUCCGCUCCAUUGCAAGGAAGAAUAUGCCCAGGAAGCGUACCAGGAAAUUGCUCUACACUUCGGAAGCCAAGCGCAAGCGUGAGGCCCGGGCCAAAGAAACCGAGGAACAGAGGAACACGAGGCGUGCUGCAGAUGCUGCGAGGAAGGCCAAAAGGCGAGCGGCUGAAAGCCAGGAGGAAAGGCUAGGAAGGCUUGCGGCAGAUUCUGUGAGGCGUGCGAGAAGGCGAGCCAGCCAAAGGCUGCAAGCGGAGAAGCCCCUAAAAAGUGCCACUGGGCCCAAGACAAGGCGACGGAAUGAAUCCGAGGAGCUGCAACUGGCCAUAAGAACAGAGGAGCAGGGCCCAACAGGAGGUGAACCAGAGCUGAGGACAGAGGGACGGAGAGGAGACGCUCCAUUUCUCCAAGCAGGGACCAGCAGGGAGUUGCUCAUUGGGGCAGCAUCACAACAAAUUAAGCAGGAACCCAGUGAGGGGCUCUGGGAAGGCCAGAGGCAGGAGUCCCCGACAGCAACGCAGGCCUCUCAGUCGGGAGGGAGGCAACCAAUGACAAGCGAAGGUACAAAUGGGCAUGAGGCCUUCAAGAAAAGGGAUGAUGUCAGCUCUCAUCGGGUGUAUCAAGAAACCUGCGAGGCCCAGGGCGGUGCCGUAAAAGUGAGGGAUAAUAGAACAGUCAGUUUGGACUUCUGGCGGCAGCACUUCAGGCACUUGUUUUACCAGGAGGCCGAAGGGCCCGAGGACACUUGUAGGCAUCUCCAGGAACUUUGCUGCCUAUGGCUAAAGCCGGAGAGGAACACCAAGGAGCGGAUGCUGGAGCUGCUGGUUUUGGAGCAGUUCCUGGCCAACCUACCACAGGAAAUGCAGAGCUGGGUGAGGAAAGGUGGUCCAGAUGCCUGUGUCGAAGCAGUGGCCCUGGCAGAAGAGUUCCUCAUGAGGCAACAUGAACCUGAGAAGCAGAAACAAAAGGAAGCCUUUGGGGACGUCUCCUCCUCAGAACAGGAUCCUUCGGAUAUUGCAAAAAUGCAGCUCUCCAAGGAAACCGAGAAGGCCAGCGUCUUUGUCAGUGAUGGACAAAUGAAGGAGGAUGAGGAGGAGACUUUUCAUCUUGAAAAAAUAGAACAAGUCGAUGCCAGUGGAAUAUUAUUAGACGAAAGAAAAACUUUCCUGGCCCCACAAGCAAAAGAGAGCCCUAGAAACCAGCACGGAACAGAAAGUUACCAAGAACAAAUCCAACCAGGUCUGACAGGAGAAUAAGCCUGACUUUAUGAGAAAGGCUAGUGAACCGACCCGGGUUCACAUAGGUUGGAAUAGCCCUUCAUUUGAUACUGAGAAGCCUUCAAGCAAACUUACGCAGCUGUGAGAACUGGACAAGUUGUGCCCACCUCGUCUGAGUGAAGCCACGCCCACUGACACGCCUAGACAUGGCCCCUGCCAUGGCUGCAUUCGUAUAGCCCACUGAACUAGGAAUCUCUCCAUUCCUUUCGCCUGAGAGGUGCGAGACUUUUUGAAAAAAAACUAUAGCUGAUUUUUUGCUUUUUUGGAAUUGCUGGGAAGGCUAUUCAGAAAUCGCUAACGCACCUCUCUCAAAGCCAUAGAAAAUGUCUUUUUUGUAUAAUCUCAAGUGAAGAGCAAAAGAAAAUGUCUAAUGAUGCAUAAUUAAGAAUUUGAAGGUGCAGACAAGUAAGAAAAGUGUCUAUUUAAGAGAAGGCACACCAAGUCAUGAGCAAGUCCACUGUUAGUACCAAGAACUAAUUGGAAAUGGAUAAGGCCGUUGAAUCAAUGCCCAUCACUCAGGAUCAAGGGUUACUUUAAAAAUUAAGAGCUCAAAACUUUGUGUUUGGUAGCAAUGUUUUUCUGAAGAGUGUUGGGUUACUUUAUUUCUCAGGGUCAAGAACGUAAUUAGAGGUUUGUUUAUUACUUAAGGGUUGAGAAUUAACGGACAAUAAAUAUUGUAUAAUUUGUAAACACUGUAAAAGUCCUAAUAUACAGAUGUUUAGAAAAAGUGUAUACACUUCGGGUGAAAUUCUUUGCAUGUUUAGACAGAAAAAAAUUCUACAACUCCCAGCAUUCCCCAGCCAUUCAUGCUGGCUCAUCAAAGCUGGAAGUUGAAGAACUUUUUUCUGUCUAAACAUGCCUAGGAUCGUGCCUUUCAGGUUUAAGUAGUACAUUUUGAGUUGGGAGGGGUUUUUUCCGUCAGAGAUAGGAUUCAGAAUAAAUCUUACCUAGCCUGAAAUAAGUAUGUUUAACUUUAGUUCUUUUUGUAUGUUUUAAACAUUGGAAUUUUUUAAGGAAUUCAAACCGAGUCAGAUGUAUGGGAUAGCAAACAAUGAAAUUAUGGUCUAGAAAGUGUAUAAAUAUGCUCUGAUGCUUAGACUACCGUGUUUUUUGUAUUUUAUGCAUGUAUUUUAUUGUAUGUUGGGGUUUUUAAUAUUAUUGUGAUGAUAUUUUCUACUGUGCUGGUCUAUGACCGAAAUAAACAAACUGUACUGUACUGCUCUGAUGUUGUGGACAUAUCAGCUUCUUUUCCAUCCAGAAUCUCAUCAAAACUGUGUAGUUGUCAGCUAAACAGCCUAUUUAGAACCGUAUAAGAAACUUGCUACACAGAUUAAAGUUCUCCUCUUAAAAGAUUUGAAAUCUUUGAUAACAGGAAAUGUCAGGAAAUACUGUCUCCUUUUAAACUAUGAUUUUGGAAAAUUAUGCAUUUUUUAUUG
This is a messenger RNA of Elgaria multicarinata webbii, 2792 nucleotides long. Its product is annotated as zinc finger and SCAN domain-containing protein 9-like. The record is from RefSeq and is a predicted model, not a curated record. Lineage: Eukaryota; Metazoa; Chordata; Lepidosauria; Squamata; Anguidae. Bases 109 to 1335 code for a protein of 408 amino acids. The transcript is spliced from 5 exons.